Onychostoma macrolepis is the source of this 1034-nucleotide messenger RNA. RefSeq names its product RAB3A, member RAS oncogene family, a (gene rab3aa). Gene Ontology annotation, biological process: axonogenesis; regulation of exocytosis; regulation of synaptic vesicle fusion to presynaptic active zone membrane. Gene Ontology annotation, molecular function: GTP binding; GTPase activity. The transcript has 6 exons. Lineage: Eukaryota; Metazoa; Chordata; Actinopteri; Cypriniformes; Cyprinidae. Bases 149 to 811 code for a protein of 220 amino acids. The record is from RefSeq and is a predicted model, not a curated record. Gene Ontology annotation, cellular component: endosome; synaptic vesicle; axon.
AGCUGGCUCCCGUCGAGUGACGAAAGCAAGAGCGCAGGUGCACAAGCUGGGAACUGCAUCCAAACCACACCAAAUAAACCUCCUGUUAAGGCUAUUUCCCAAACCUCUACUAUUCCUUGCUUAGAUACCAGAGAUAAUCAUCCCAAAAAUGGCCUCAGCAAAUGACGCUCGAUAUGGACAAAAAGAGUCUACGGAUCAGAACUUUGACUACAUGUUUAAGAUACUGAUCAUUGGUAACAGCAGCGUCGGCAAAACCAGUUUCCUGUUCCGCUAUGCUGAUGACUCCUUCACACCCGCUUUCGUCAGCACUGUCGGCAUAGACUUCAAAGUGAAGACCAUCUACCGGAACGACAAGAGGAUAAAGCUCCAAAUAUGGGACACUGCUGGGCAGGAGAGGUACAGGACCAUCACCACAGCAUACUAUCGUGGAGCAAUGGGCUUCAUUCUGAUGUAUGACAUCACCAACGAGGAUUCCUUUAAUGCCGUUCAGGACUGGUCCACACAGAUUAAGACAUAUUCAUGGGACAAUGCUCAAGUGCUGCUGGUGGGAAAUAAGUGUGACAUGGAAGACGAGAGAGUGGUUGCUUCAGAGAGAGGAAGACAGCUGUCUGAACAGCUAGGCUUUGAGUACUUUGAGGCCAGUGCCAAGGACAACAUUAACGUGAAGCAGGCAUUUGAGCGACUGGUGGACAUAAUCUGUGAGAGGAUGGCAGAGAACCCGGAGUCGGCGGAUCCGUCCACCGUGGGAAACAGACAGGGCCCUCAGCUCAGUGAGCAGCCGCAGCGCUCCCACAAAGACUGUGCUUGCUAAGGGUCGCUCUCAACCUCUCCACCAUUCCCAGCAGAUUGAACAAUGGACACUCUAGGAAAGAAGGCUUUGGUAAGAGAAGAGCUGAUGGGAUGCAGCUGUCCCUUUUGUGAGAUUGACAUGCAUUUUUGCUUCUCUUAUAUUAAUAUUGGUAACCAGUGCUCCUCUCAUCUCUUAAGAAUUUGAAUAAUUUAAUAUCUUUUUGACUUUGGGGGGUCAAAUUAAU